UCAUUCAGGUCCACGAACUCAUCAUGAACAUCGCUCUGAUCAUCUCCCCUGAGACUCUGAUAUUCUGUUGCGUAGUUGCUGCAUUGUUGCUUCUGGUUGUGUUGAAGAGCAUGCUGGGACAUCGGCGGACCUCCAGAGGUCUCAAAGCGCUGCCGUGUUUGCCGAGCGUCCCUCUCCUAGGCAGCCUGCUGCACCUGCGCUCUGCUCUUCCUCCACAUCUGCUGUUUUCCAAGCUGGCUGGGAGAUACGGGCCGCUCUUUAGUCUGUACAUGGGGCCGCACUACACGCUGGUGGUGAGCGAGGUGACACUGGCUAAAGAGAUGCUGCUGCACAAGGGCAAAGACUUCGCCGGACGGCCCAAGAUGGUUACCACAGAUGUGCUGACUCGUGGAGGGAAAGACAUUGCUUUUGCAGACUACAACACCCUGUGGAGGAGUCACCGCAGACUAGUGCAGUCCUCAUUCGCACUGUUUGGAGAGGGUUCCAGCAAGCUCCAGACCAUUGUACUAGAUGCUGCAGAUAACCUGUGUUCGGACCUGCAGGCCUGCAGGGGGCAGGAUGUGGAUAUGGCGCCAAUCCUAAUGCGAGCCGUCACCAACGUGGUGUGCAGACUGGUUUUUGGGUCGACCUAUGACCCCCAUGACCCCGAGCUCCAGCAAGUCAUAGACUACAAUGAUGGUAUUGUCCAGACUAUUGCACGUGGAAACCUGGUGGAUAUCUUUCCGUGGUUACAGAUUUUUCCCAAUAAAGACUUGGCAAGACUGAGAGAGUGUGUGUAUAUCAGAGACAAAUUACUGACCACAAAACUGGAGGAGCACAAGCUGACCCUUACACCAGGAGAACCACGUGACCUCCUAGAUGCCCUCCUGAGUGGAUCAGGUGAUGAAAGCGGUGUUACCGAAGAUCACAUUUUGAUGACAGCAGCUGAAGCGUUUGGAGCCGGAGUAGAAACAACGUCCACCACUUUACUCUGGACCGUAGCGUUUUUACUACACUAUCCAGAAGUGCAAGAACGUCUUCACGCUGAGCUGGACGAGUGUGUGGGCAGGGAGCGACACCCUUCUCUGAGUGACAGGACCAGUCUGCCAUUCCUGGAGAGCGUGUUGUGUGAGGUUAUGAGAAUUCGCCCUGCCAGUCCUAUCCUCAUCCCCCAUGUUGCUAUGCAGGACACCAGUUUAGGAGGUCAUGAUGUUCCAAAGGGAGCAAGAGUCUUGGUGAAUAUCUGGGGAAUCCACCAUGACCCAAAAUACUGGGAAAAACCUGACCAGUUCAUACCAGACAGGUUCCUGGAUGGCUUGGGUAAGAAGAUAACUCCCAACAGUUACCUUCCCUUUGGGGCAGGGCCCAGAGUGUGUGUGGGUGAAUCGUUGGCCCGGAUCGAGCUCUUCCUGUUCCUCAGCAAUCUUCUGCAGAAGUUCCAUUUCAGUGUCCCUUUUGGCGCUUCCCUGCCUGAUCUGCGCGGGCGUUCUGGAGUCGUGCUUCAACCACGGCGCUACACGGUCACAGUGAAACCGCGGCGCUGACCAUAACCAUGGCCGCAAUGAUAUAACUAUCUAUAUCUAUAAUAUUGAUUUUUAGGUGUCAUCUGGUUGUUCCAUAUGCUACAAUAUGCAAAAUAUUAAUAAAGAUAACAAGAAGCUUAUAAAGAAGUUAGUAUAAUAAUAUAAGUAAAGCCAGAAGGUCUGAUGUUUUUUUUUUAUUAUGUAAUGGUAUUUUACUUUUAGAGAUUUUUAUUUCUUUA
Messenger RNA from Clarias gariepinus (North African catfish), 1741 nucleotides. RefSeq names its product steroid 17-alpha-hydroxylase/17,20 lyase. Lineage: Eukaryota; Metazoa; Chordata; Actinopteri; Siluriformes; Clariidae. The record is from RefSeq and is a predicted model, not a curated record. The transcript is spliced from 8 exons. The coding region runs from base 24 to 1523 and encodes 499 amino acids. Gene Ontology annotation, biological process: hormone biosynthetic process; progesterone metabolic process. Gene Ontology annotation, molecular function: iron ion binding; heme binding; steroid 17-alpha-monooxygenase activity.